Camponotus floridanus (Florida carpenter ant) is the source of this 3123-nucleotide messenger RNA. RefSeq names its product ras-related protein Rab-37 (gene Rab26). The record is from RefSeq and is a predicted model, not a curated record. Bases 967 to 1815 code for a protein of 282 amino acids. Gene Ontology annotation, cellular component: Golgi apparatus; endosome. Gene Ontology annotation, molecular function: GTP binding; GTPase activity. Lineage: Eukaryota; Metazoa; Arthropoda; Insecta; Hymenoptera; Formicidae. The transcript is spliced from 7 exons.
UGGAAAUAGUCGCCACAAAGCGAUUCGCCGUGCAUCUAUCGUGUGUCCCGACGUGCGAUUGUCGCGACUCCCGGUCCCCUUGUCGCUCGAUUCGCGACCGCCCCGUGAAAGGGAAACGAGCGACGAUGAUUCCACGCCGCGUGGGUGAUCGCGCCGGUGUAUUUUUCGACGAAUUUUCGCGGCAACGCGUGAUAAAGACCUUAUCGGCGCGAUGGCCUUCGAGACCGUCGGCGAUAUUCUCAUCGUGAAAUUACGCGCGGCUAUAAUGAGAGUUGCGUCCGUGUGCGUGCGUGCGUGUGUGCGCGCUUACCGUCUCGCGACCGCUACGUGAAACUCCUUCGCGGCUCUCGAUUUCCGUUCAUUCCGGCCGCGUUUCUUAUCCGGCUUUCGAGAAGAAAGUGCACGAACCUCUAUGUGUUUUAGUAGCAGAAAUACCGGAACAAUACGCAGCAGAGUGAAUUAUUCAGAACAUUUGCACUAAUCUAAGUGAGUGCAUUCCGUAGCCCGUCACUCCCCACCGCUCGGUCUCGCGAAAGUGCGCGGCUUCGUUCUGAAGAAACACCGAAGAAAGGAGGAUCCACCGAAAAAACCGAGCUCCGCGUCACCAACACAGAGAGCGAAUCGUUUCCCUCUCUUAUUCCCCGAGUGUCAGCUGGGCCCUCGUCGCGACAGCAGAAGAGAAGGCGCGAGAGACGGGAAGCGAGAGCAGAAGAGGAGAAAGGAAGCGAGAGAAGGAAGCACACGAACGUGCGCGCGAGGAGGAGAAAGGGUUUAGUGACCUCGUCGUCAUAAUCCUAAGGAGAAGCAGGAGUAGGACGACGACGACGACGAGGACGAGGACGGCAACGGCAACGACAACGACGACGACGACAACGUGCACGAGCGCGACGACGCCGUGCGCGACGAGACGACGAGGAGUGGCCGAGAAGAAGAAGAGCAAAUUGGUGCUCCCGGUAGCAGGGGCUCAUGAGCAUCGUGGAGGAAACGUUGCGUAACGUGUCGAGGCGCAGCAGGCACGGUAAACGUGGCGGAUCAGCUGGUGCCGCCGCCGAUUGGUCCGCGGCUGGCGCGCGGGGCCCGGCCCAGCUGGCCCCCGUCGCCGCGUCCGGCGCCCCCGCCAGGCCCCAGGACAUCGCGGGCCCGACUAGACGCCAGUCGUCGCGCGAUAGCGUCGACUCCAGCGGCCAGCACACCCCACCCGAUCACGCAGACCUCCUCUUCAAGGUGAUGUUACUUGGGGACAGUGGCGUUGGAAAGACCUGUCUUCUGACGCGUUUUCGCGACGGCCGCUUCCUGUCGGGAAACUACAUAACAACCGUCGGCAUUGACUUUAGGAACAAAGUUGUCACCGUGGACGACACACCGAUCAAGCUGCAAAUCUGGGACACGGCCGGCCAAGAGAGAUUUCGAAGCGUCACGCACGCUUAUUAUCGAGACGCACAUGCGCUUUUGCUGUUAUACGACGUGACAAAUAAGACGAGUUACGACAAUAUCAGGGCUUGGCUGAGCGAAAUCCGGGAACAUGCAAACGAGGAUGUCGUCAUCAUGUUGCUGGGUAACAAAUCCGACUGUGGAACGGAGCGUGUCGUUAAACGGGAGGACGGCGAACGAUUAGCGCAGGAGUACAAAGUGCCGUUCAUGGAAACGUCUGCCAAGACUGGCCUCAAUGUCGAACUGGCAUUCCUCGCAGUUGCUCGGGAGCUGAAGGCCAGAAAAAGCGACAACCCUGACGAAACGAAAUUCAACGUUCAGGACUACGUCCGUCAGCAGUCUCAGCGAAACACUUGCUUCAAUUCCAGCUGCUUGACAACCUGAACCAUUUUUCUUUCCACAUCAAAAUAAGAGGAUACGCGAGCUGGAAUCGCGUUGAUCGUAUAAGAUAUAUAUGGCACGAGUUUCAAGCCAUAUAUACAAGAUUGGAUUUUGAUUUCUGUGUAAGAUGAUUGGUAUAAUUUUCGCAUGCGCGAGACACGCCUGAAUAGAAACUCGAUUCGUAAUAAUUUCAAAUGAAUCGGAAAAUCGAAUAGAAAAACAGUAUUAGCACUUUUUUUUUAAAACAAUACGUUAUUAAGAAGUAUUAUUUUAUUUCGUAGAAUACGAAAUCGAUCGCGCUCUUAAAAGAUUAGAGCCGGUAGAGAGCUGCUCGACCUUUUCAUGUAGUGUCAAAAAGAAAAGUAGAAAGAGAAAAAGAGAGAGAAUGAGAGAGAGAGAGAGAAUAUGAAUCUCGUUAUAAACGUAAACAUGUGUCAAAUGAUUGCUCGCAUUUAAUGUAAUAGUUCUAAGAGAAUAGAGAAUCUCAUGUAUACACGACACACGAGAUACCUCCAUAAAUAAGCCUCUAGCGCUCGAUGGUUCUAAUUUCGCAUACACCAUAUGUCCGCAUAUAUACAGUGACUCGCGAAAUUCAUCAAAUAUUUGGAAAAUUUCAAAAAAGUUUAUUUAGAAAUGCAUUAUCUUGCGCAUGCAUGUAUGUAUCUAUGUGUACGUAUGUGGUAUGUGUUUAUUUUUUUCUCUGAUAAUAUAUACGAGCUACAAAAAUCUCCUUUUAGACGCUCAUUUCUUUCUUCAUAUUUCUUAUUACUUUGUUAAAUUUUAUGAAAAUUUUAAAAUAUUCGAUCAACUUCGCGAGUAACUGUAUGUUAAUGUUAAACGCUCAGCGACGCGCGAUUAUUAAAAGCAAUCGUAAGCGUAAAUUACAGCUUAUACUGGUUGUCGCACGCCCCGACUCUAUAAUCAUUCGUUGCGCUGUUUGCAUAAAGGAGUGCGAUCUUCGAUUUGCAUACAAUGUGCUUGUUACAAGUUAUAUAGCGCGCGUAUUCAUUCAACGUGCGGUUGCAUCUGUCUCUUGGUGACUGCGUAAGUGAACAAAAAUAUCAAUGCGAGCUCAGUCUCUCGGCAUACUAAAUAACAUAGUUGUGAUAUAAUAGUGUCGAAAGAGAGAGAUAGAGAGAGACAGAGAGAGAUUAAAAGUCUAUGCACACUGCACGAAACGUCAUAUUAUCGUCGCAAACUUUCCUAUCUAGAUUUGAUUCUAAUCAGCUCGAGAUUAUAUUUUUGUUUUUAACAUUAAUAUGUUUUCAAUAUAAAAUUUACACGAAUUCAUAAUAAAAUUGCCCGAGAAAA